GUUUACUGUCCGGACGACGUUGGUGUUAUAGAUGGCUUCAGUCUAUAUAAGGGCGCCGCCUCUUUGCAUGUUGUGCCCCGCAGUCCUGUCCUGUCAACUUGGUCAUCAUCCUCUUUUCCCUGUAUUUUGUCUUUCACUGUCAGUGUGUGUAACCGGGGGAUUCGCACCUGACUACUUGGCUUGGUUUUACUCAGCUGAGAGACGACAGCCUGCCAUUCCUUUUUGAUUCAUUCAUCAUGUCUUCACUGCCUGUCCAGCGACCGGGCAUUGGGCCCCGGCAGGUGUCCAGCAGCAGCUUCGCUGACGCCUUCGAUGCCGCCCGCAGCAGGCUGGAGGCACUUGGCGUAGAGGAACCGGGCGAGGAUGAGGUGCCCUCGCCCGCCCUGUCGUCGUCCAGCUCGACCACGGACGAAGUCCCUUCUCCUGCCUUGUCGUCGUCCAGCUCGGCAACGGACGAGGAACCUUUCUCACCGUCGGAGGGCGAGACUCCCCUGAGCCCUGUCACCCCAAUCACCGGCCCCGGUACCUCGGCUAUGGACCCGAGCGUGGUUGACAGCUUUGCGUUUGCUUUUGACAUUGAUGGGGUGCUCAUCCGUGGAGGAAAGCCGAUUCCAGAGGCUGUGGAGGCCAUGAAGGUGCUGAAUGGCGAGAAUGAAUUUGGCAUCAAAGUACCGUACAUCUUCCUGACCAACGGCGGCGGCAAGUUUGAGACGGAGCGCUGCCGCGAUCUGUCGCAGCAACUCGAGAUCGAAGUAUCCCCCGGCCAGUUCAUCUGCGGCCACACGCCCAUGCGGGAAUUUGCCGAUCGGUACGGGACGAUCCUUGUCGUUGGCGGCGAAGGCGAGAAGUGCCGCGAAGUCGCCGAGAGCUACGGUUUCCGGGACGUCAUCACGCCCGGCGACAUCCUCAAGGCCAAUGCCGCCACGGCCCCGUUCCGGCGUCUGACUGAGACGGAGCACCGCAACUCGCGCGACCUGCUCGCGCGCGGCGGCAAGCUGAGCGACAUCGUCGUCGAGGCCGUCUUUGUCUUUGCCGACAGCCGCGACUGGGCGUCGGACUUGCAAAUCAUCCUCGACAUUGCCCAGAGCAAAGGCGGCCGGCUCGAGACGCGGUCCGAGACCUUUGACGAGGGCCCGCCCAUCUUUUUUAGUCAUAACGACGUGCUGUGGUCUGCCGCACACGAGCACGCCCGGUUGGGUAUGGGCGCGCUCCGCAAGAUUGUUGAGACUGUCUUUGAGGACACCACGGGCGGCCGCAAGCUCAAGACGCAUGCUUUCGGCAAGCCGCAGGUGUCGACGUUUGAGUUUGCCACGCGCCUGCUGCAGCAGUGGCGGGCCAGCCAGCACGGGUUGUCUGAAGCCAAGCCGCCGGCGACGGUGUAUUUUGUUGGUGAUACGCCUGAAUCGGAUAUUCGGGGGACGAAUGCGAUGAAUGAGGUUAGUGAGAAUGAGUGGUAUAGCAUCUUGGUCAAGACGGGGGUGUAUCAGGAGGGGACGGAGCCAAAGUACAAGCCAAGGAAGUUGGUGAAUACGGUGCUGGAUGCGGUCAACCAUGGCAUUCGGAGGGAAAUGGCACGGCGGGGAUCGAGGAAGGCAACUGGGGGCAGGAUGCUGCCGCUUGAUGACCUCGCGCUGAAGGCGGUUGGGGAGGGGCACACGCCGACUUUUGAGGUCGUUGAUCCGUUUGGGGAUAUGUGAGGGGCGCAGAAUGCCCGUUCAGCGGUUGAUUGACGGCGGGACGAGAUUUUGGAUCAGAGAGUGUCCUUUCCUUUUCAUGACGACUUGACGACUUUAGAUACCACAUUUUUUUCGAUUCUCUUUGGCUUCCUCUUCGGGUGUAGAUAUUUUCAGAUCACCACUCGUUUUUCUGUUUGUCCACUGGUCUUACACUUCAUUACUAGGAUAGGAUGUUGGGAGGCACUCAAGGACGCAACGGACAUUGCUGGUCGCAUAGAAGCCAUCACCCGGUUUUGGACCAUCAGCAACGGGGGGAGCCACCCAAAAGAGCGUUCGCUUACUAGAAAAUCACGGGUCACAUAUUGGGCUUUGGGGGAUGAUUGAAUAGACUGGGCUUCCUGGAUCAUCCUACAUGGACUCGGCAUUGCAAUGUCCGGACUCCGGAGUUGUCUGGGUUGUUA
Molecule: messenger RNA, 2137 nt
Organism: Canariomyces notabilis
Lineage: Eukaryota; Fungi; Ascomycota; Sordariomycetes; Sordariales; Chaetomiaceae
Product: HAD-superfamily hydrolase
Exons: 2
Coding region: 237-1697 (486 amino acids)
Biological process (GO): glycerophospholipid biosynthetic process
Cellular component (GO): mitochondrion
Source: RefSeq, a predicted model, not a curated record